ACCUCUCUGCUCAGCCCUGGCACGUGAAGAUGGCCAAUCUGACCUACGACAACUUCACCGCCAGCAACCGCUCCGAGGCAACAGUUCAGUCUCCCACCAACUACAAGACCGUGGAGCUGGUUUUCAUUGUCACAGUCACUGGCUCGCUCAGCCUCGUCACCGUGGUGGGGAACAUCCUGGUGAUGUUGUCCAUCAAGGUGAACCGCCAACUCCAGACCGUCAACAACUACUUCCUCUUCAGCCUGGCCUGUGCAGACCUCAUCAUUGGGGUCUUCUCCAUGAAUCUCUACACAGUCUAUAUCAUCAAAGGCUACUGGCCACUGGGUGCUGUAGUGUGUGACUUGUGGCUGGCCCUGGACUAUGUGGUGAGCAAUGCCUCUGUCAUGAACUUACUCAUCAUCAGCUUUGACCGGUACUUCUGUGUCACCAAACCCCUGACGUACCCAGCCAGGAGGACCACCAAGAUGGCAGGGUUAAUGAUUGCAGCCGCAUGGAUAUUGUCCUUCAUUCUCUGGGCCCCUGCCAUCUUGUUCUGGCAGUUCAUUGUUGGCAAGAGGACAGUCCCCGAGGGGGAAUGCUACAUCCAGUUCCUUUCCAACCCUGCAGUGACCUUUGGCACAGCAAUUGCUGCUUUCUACCUGCCUGUGGUCAUCAUGACAGUGCUGUACAUCCACAUCUCACUGGCCAGCAGGAGCAGAGUGAGGAGACACAAGCCUGAAAGCAGGAAAGAGAGGAAAGGCAAGUCCAUCACUUUCCUCAAAGGCCCCUUGAUCAAACAGAACAACAACAACUCUCCCAAGAGGGCCAUGGAAGUGAAGGAAGAGAUGAGGAAUGGGAAAGUAGAUGACCAGACCUCAGCCCAGACAGAGGCUACUGGCCAUCAUGAGGAGAAGGAGACCUCCAAUGAGUCCAGCACUGUCAGCAUGACCCAGACCACAAAAGACAAGCCAACAACAGAAAUCUUGCCAGUGGGGCAAGGGCAGAGCCCAUCCCACCCCCGGGUGAACCCAUCUUCCAAGUGGUCCAAGAUUAAGAUCGUCACCAAGCAAACUGGGACCGAAUGUGUCACUGCCAUUGAGAUUGUCCCAGCUAAGGCCGGAGCCUCUGAACACAACUCACUGGCCAACAGUCGCCCUGCCAACGUUGCCAGAAAGUUUGCCAGUAUCGCCAGGAGCCAAGUACGGAAGAAGCGCCAGAUGGCAGCCAGGGAGAAGAAAGUCACCCGGACCAUAUUUGCUAUCCUGCUAGCCUUCAUACUCACAUGGACUCCAUAUAACGUGAUGGUCCUUAUUAACACAUUCUGUGAGACCUGUGUCCCUGAGACAGUGUGGGCCAUCGGCUAUUGGCUCUGCUACGUCAACAGCACCAUCAACCCAGCCUGCUACGCCCUCUGCAAUGCCACUUUCAAGAAAACUUUUAAGCACCUUCUCAUGUGCCAAUACAGGAACAUUGGCACAGCCAGAUAAACUGGCACUCAGGGACCACUUUAGCAAAGUUAUGGAAAUCUUUCCCUUUGCCUCCUUUGCUGGGGUGAGUCCUCGGCUCCCCACUCACAAGAGUGCAGACUGUGCAGUGAAUGCAGAUGAUGCCCUUCACCCAAAGCUGACAAACAUCCAAGGCACUCUGGGCUGCAGCUCCUUCUAGUCACCUUUGGCCUGGGGACUGACUUGGGG
This is a messenger RNA of Tinamus guttatus (white-throated tinamou), 1673 nucleotides long. RefSeq names its product cholinergic receptor muscarinic 4 (gene CHRM4). Gene Ontology annotation, cellular component: synapse; dendrite; plasma membrane. Gene Ontology annotation, molecular function: G protein-coupled acetylcholine receptor activity; G protein-coupled serotonin receptor activity. The record is from RefSeq and is a predicted model, not a curated record. NCBI's taxonomy places the organism in Eukaryota, Metazoa, Chordata, Aves, Tinamiformes, Tinamidae. Gene Ontology annotation, biological process: chemical synaptic transmission; regulation of locomotion; adenylate cyclase-inhibiting G protein-coupled acetylcholine receptor signaling pathway.